AUGGAGCAGCCCAAGAAAGCGGUGGUGGUGACGGGGUUCGGCCCUUUUGGGGAGCACACUGUGAACGCCAGCUGGAUAGCAGUCCAGAGUCGUGGGGCCUGGGGUACUGUCUCCCCUGGACAACAGUUGGCUUAUGGGGACAGAGAGAGUGCUGAGCCGAGUACAGGGUACCUCUGUGACUUCACCUACUACACUUCUCUGUACCAGAGCCAUGGCCGGUCUGCCUUCGUUCACGUGCCACCACUGGGCAAGCCGUACAAUGCGGACCAGCUGGGCCGAGCGCUGCAAGCCAUCAUCGAGGAGAUGCUUGAUGUCCUGGAGCAGUCAGAAGGCAAAAUCAACUGUUGUCACAAACACUGA
Molecule: messenger RNA, 360 nt
Organism: Orycteropus afer afer
Lineage: Eukaryota; Metazoa; Chordata; Mammalia; Tubulidentata; Orycteropodidae
Gene: PGPEP1
Product: pyroglutamyl-peptidase I
Exons: 4
Coding region: 1-360 (119 amino acids)
Biological process (GO): proteolysis
Source: RefSeq, a predicted model, not a curated record